Messenger RNA from Amoebophrya sp. A120, 6287 nucleotides. NCBI's taxonomy places the organism in Eukaryota, Dinophyceae, Syndiniales, Amoebophryaceae. The record is from the annotation of a GenBank genome assembly.
CUUACAAGCAAUUCCCUCGACAGCGAGCCGAAAACCAAUACCAAAACCGUGAAAGAAUAAAGAAGGUCAAAGUAGACAGAGUUGGUUAUACGACGUAAAACUAAAAGGUCAAGACGCUUUUGUUUGUUGUAUCCCAAAAAAAAUUCGGUUCCGAGUGUCAACCUUGUUCUGUGUUCAACUCUGCUCUUCGACUAAACAAAGAUGGUUCAACAUCUGCUAGAUGAAACGAAAUCAAGUGGCUCCGGCGACGCUGCUGCGCCAGCAGCUCCAAUUCCUGUGGAAAAGCAGUCCAACGACGAAAACGAUGGCGAGGCCAAGCAGAAGGAGCACGGCACAGGCGGAGGAGGCAAUGAAAAUCUCGGAAGAGAUGGAGACCAAGACUCUUCAAAGGAAAGCCCGAACGGAGACAAGAGCGGAACAGAGGAGCGGGCGAGGACAAACUCGAACAUACUAGACAACAUCGACGUCGACGCAAACCGUGAUGUCGUGCUGAACUCUUUCUCUUCAACAAGCCACUGUCAUGGCCAUGGGGACAACUUACCCCCAACUUCAGCGGUCAACUCUCCUGAGCUUGCUGCGCCAGAUGAGCAGCUAGAGAAGGAUGAAGUAAAUGAAGAGGCUGCACCAACAGGAAGAGUUACACUCGACAGCACAAAGAAAAAGAAUACAGCCGUGAAAUCGCCGCUCGGCAGUGCCGCAUCAAGGACGAGUGGUGUUUUCACGGCAGAUGAUCUAUUGGACGUAGCGGAGGGCAGCCUGAAAAGGAUCCGGCUCCCCGAGCCCUUCGAAACGGAACCGGGACAGGAUGCGUACGACGAAAUUUUCGACGCGCUACGGUGGGAGGCCUUGGACUUAGAAGACUUGACCAAACAGGACGCUGGACCGAACAACAAGACGAAAACAGAUAUCAAAAGCGGCGCGUCAUCAUCAAGCUCGUCAAGCUCGAGCUCUUCAUCAUCAAACGCAAAUAAUUCCGCACAAAAAUCGAAGACGACCCUCCAAAACAAGCCGCACUUGGGUGAGGUCUUGCGCACCGCAACGCUUGUGGGUUACGAAACUAAGACAUGGAAGAAAAUGAACGACUUUUUCAAGAUGGUGGAGGAGGGAAGCAAGGAUUUGACGAAGGAAAUCACCGGAAACUCGAAGAACAUGAGCACCGGGAAUCGCUACCCGUGGUCGCGGUCCGCCUGGCGGCACGAAGUCCUGGUCGAAAAACUCAACUUCAAGGAGUACAGAACUGCGGUCGUUUUGUACGACUCCGACACCAUGACCAUCAAAUCCUGCUUCCUGCCGCACCUUCCGAAUGACCGCGCAGAUUGGAUGUUCUCGUCGUCGACCACGACGUCCACGACCCAUUCAUCGUCGUUUGCGUUUCCCAGCACAUCGAAGAUGAUGUUGAACAGCACCACAAGCUCAUCUUCAUCUUCUUCUUCUUUGCUCGCCAGCGCCGAACCGUUUUCCUACGGGCGCGGGAUAUCCGUACCGAACUCGGACAAACCCGGGGGUUACCAUAUCAAAGUGAAAAAAGUCCCACCCCAUAUCGGAAACGGAAGAUGCGCGAAUUUGUGAUGCUGUAUUUGAGUACACAAAUCAACUUGUAUUGCUAGAAGGCCAAGCGACAAAGCUGCGGCCUAAAUUGCAGGCAAUCUGUCAUGCUGUUUCCCACUUCCAGUUGCCUCCUGUCAUCCUGGAGCUGCGAGGCUUUCCCACGCUAGACAGCACUACAGUCCGCAUCUCUUGCCUUCUAGCAUCACAAAGCUGUUUUGUGACCACAAAUCUGCAUCACAGAUAUCCGCUUUGAUAUGGGGAGGGGGCAUUUUUCAUUGUAAUAUACCAGAUCAUUGAUCAGGCUUUAGGGAUGAGUGGCUGGAUUGGCGGACGGGCGACGAAAGCUUCUUGCGGGGGAAUGCACAUGUUCGGCUCGCACGUGGUGCCACCUUACUCGCCAGAAAUGAACCCUGGGACGUUGCAAAGGUAUGGGUCCCGGAAAACGAAGCCGGGCAACGACGAGCAGGACGAGGCUGGUAUAAUAAAAAAGUUUGUUUGCUUUUUGUGACUGUUCUUGUGGUAAACCUAAACGGAAAUAAGUAGGGAAAGAAAUGGUAAUGGUCGCUCAGGUAUCGAUCCUAGAUCCGGCGAUUUCUACACAGAGGACUUUGCAUUGGCAGUACCGAAACGCGACGUAGUUGACCGCGUCGUUGUACUGAACCCAUUUAUCCUGAUCCACCUCAUUCAGAUCGAUAUUAAGGAAUGUCAAUGUUUCUAAGUGUCAUCGAUUAAAUUAGUUUCUGAGUGAUUUAGAUUUUCUGUAUCCCAAAAAGGUCCUCGCGCUGACGAUGAAGAAAACAAGAUGCCCGGAAGAGAACAUGGAAGCAACAAGGUAAGCGAGAAAGAAAUCGCCGGAACCACGAAGACCGCUUCCUCAGGACAACAAGUAGAAGCGCAAAGUCAAAAGGGCUACUGGCUUCCGAAAAUCCAGGCCGUGGACGAUAUUGUGUUUGAUUUUGCCCGCCACUACGCGCACGCCGAGCGGCUAGUAGUUCCCGCGGCCGCGCACAGUCGGCAGCGCAUCAUGGAGGCGCUGGACCCUGCGUCAGAGUGGGGGAUCAUUCCUGGGCAGCCCCAUUCGGUUUGCAACGGUGCGCACAUCUGCAGCAAGUCGCUGCAGUACGUCGUGAUGGUCCACGCGGAUUCCACAACCGACGGCACGCUGGAAGCCAUCUACUUUUAUAGGCCAAAAAAAAAGGCGCGAAGCGGUCUCUACGGCGAGUUCCCGACCGGCCACAAGUGGAUGUUUCUGGCGGGUGCCGUCUUCGACAUGUCCAUGGCCCGGGGGUCGGGGAGCUUCGUCUACGUGCACUGCUCGAGACCGGACCCAGUCUACCAUGGGACGCUGCCAACGUUUACCAGGGUGGCCGAAGAGCAGGAAAACACCGCGCACGAUGGUACAGCUACUGCUUUACUUCAUCCGUAGCUGUGUUUCUUUUUCCAUUUUGAUGCUGUUCCACUAAAAAUCUUCUUCAUCAAUCAUGAUUCUGCUGGGCGGUCCGACGUCUUCUCUUCGCUCCUCCGAAGAAGUGCAAAUAUGUUCGUUGAGUUGUGCAUGCUGGAUAAGGAUAUGGAUUUAAUAUCAGGUAUGGGAUCUGCCUUUCUCGUGCAGGAUAAUGUGGCCAGGUUUCUCGCGGACGAGGGGAAUCGCGGGGCCGGAAUGAUCGCGAAUAUCAAGGCGGAAAGCGCCAGGCCUAUGAUUGUCCGGCCGGGGUUCAAGGCCGUCCGUGGCUUCGGGGGGUCGCGAGAACAAACACGGACUCGGGCGCUGCUCAAGCGGUGCCAGGAGCUUGCGGGUCGCAAACCGCAAAUGCAGCGCGAACAGGGAAACAUCAAGGAGGCGCUCGCUAACUCUACCACUACCUCCACCACCAUUUUCGGAAAAAAGAAAAAAAAGAAAGAUAAAGAUGAGACGAAGGACAGCAAAAAGGCUAUCAAGGCGCUUCUGCAAAGGCACAAGACCGGUCAAGCCGACAAAAUAAAGCGAGACAGUCUGUUGCGAAAAAGCAAAAACAUUCUUGCGGCGAAGGGCAAAAAGACGUUGAAGUUCAAGUCCAAGAAAGCGCGACAGCUGGCACAAAAAAAGAAGAGCAUGGAGUUUAAAAACGCUCGCAAAGCGUUGAUAAACGCGGGCGCAUACGAAUACAAGGUGGGCACGCUAGCACAAGUACUUCUGGCACAGUUGGAGGCCGGGGAGAUGAAAGAGAAGGUCGCGCAGCCACAAAUUAACCAGGAGGGCGAGGAGGUGAAGGGGAAGGUCAUUGCUGCGGGUCAAGCCCACAGCAACCUUGUUACACUGAACGAGAUGAUGGAAGGCGGCGAUGAGAGUAUGAAGAAAGCCUCCUCAUCUAGCAGCUCAUCUAGUUCUUCCUCUAGUGCAACUGUAACUACUGGCGGCGCUGUUCUUGCACCUCCCGCACCAGAUGAAGAUGUUGCAAAUAUGGAAGCCGCAAGCCAGAACACUCUGUCUAAAACAACGCUCAUCACUUCUACGGCACAAGCUGAAGCUGUACCACAUCAACAAAGCCAGAAGAACGACAAAGCCGAAGCUUCGUCUUCGACAUCGUCAGCGACCACAUCAGUAGUAGAACAGUCAGAACCAGAAGCGCAGGAGAAACUACCAGACACCCCUGCUAGCGUAGAAAUCAGCCUAGCCAGUUUGCGGACUGUGAAUCUUGAACAUAACGUGAUGGCGGAACCCGGCCCGACCGGAAGCUUUGAAAUUCGUUUGGAGGACUUUGCGACUUGCGAGAAAACCGGGCAGCCGUUGUUCGCCUUCAACAAAAUCAUGGAGCUUUUGCAAGCCAAUCUCGACGCCCGUGUGCAGAAGCGCGGCCACUACAACGCGAUCCAGCGGACUGCCGGCAUCUUGCGCAAAGCGCAUAUCGAAAAGCAGUUUUCUUGUGCCAAAAUUCAAUCUGGAACCGUUCAGCCGCUGCGCGUCGACCGCGUCUCCGGGGCGGUCAUUGUGGGCCACGAGGCAGUUGCGAAGUUGGCGCGGACAAAAAACAAAAGCGUGACAGAGUUUCUGAACGAGAGGCAGUACAAGCAGCACAGGAGAGAGACGCGCGAACUCGCCCGGCUGCUGCAACGACUCAGAAAGCAGCCUGGAGAAAAUAGCGCCGGAGAAACAAGCUCAGAGGAGAGCAAGGUAGAAGACGACGACGACGUUGACGUCAACAACGACAAAAAAGAUCAAGAGCGAGAUGAUGAAGAUGAUAAUAACGCGUCUGCCGGAGCCGAAAGUCGUCGUGCAAGGCAACUUGUCAAAGAGCGGAAAAAGGAAGCUGCAGGUGCAGGAGCGCCGAAGAAAUACAAGAAAAAGAAGAAGAACAAGAAGAGGACUCCUUCGAGGUCACGUACGCCGCGCCGCCGCCGAGCCUCGAACUACGACGAUGACAAUAUCCGGCUAGAAGUCAUCACGAAUGCGAAAGGCCGCUUUUUUGUGUACGAAGUACGGGGGCGGGACGGGGACGAGCGCGAGCGGAUUGCGCUGCGCAGGGGCAACCUAUCGCGAGAAAAAACUGUUUCACUGUGAACUUGUGAUGCAUAGAACGGAACGCAAAUGAAAUGUGUUUGUCUUGCUACACAUGCAAGACAUUGGAUUUUUAGCUGUGCUUUCCCUUUAGGAAGCACGCAUGCCAAGUUUUCUUUGUCAUGUGUAACAAACUUGUGAUGCAAAACUUGCAAAAUCAUCACAGUGAAACAGUUUUUUCGUGGGAUACAACCUGACGGACGAGGGCGCUCCGCCCGCGUCGGGCGAGGCGCUGCGACAGUGGAAGAUAGCGGAAUGCAAACGGCUACAGGAGCGCAGAAAGCAGGGCAUCGUCGAGACUCCGCCGAAGAGGUUGGGGCGGCAUGAGAAUCCGCAGGAAAGGGAUCAGGAAAAACUGGCGCGGCCACCGGUCCAAAGGGUGUACUGGAACGAGGACCGAUUCUACGUGUACGACGAGAAAUUCGUUGAAAAAACGCCGGUUGCCAGCGGAAAGAAAAAGAAGAAGGACAAGAAGGAACGAUCUUCAAGCGUCCGCAUCGAGCGUACGCUCGUUCGAAAGGGCAAGGAAGGCGAUUCCGACGCUCCUCCGAGGCCCUCGCCGCGCGGCAAAGAAGUGGCGAAGAACCCGGUCGGCGAUCAAGAAAAGGCACAAGAAGAAGACCCGAAACAGGCUGUUGAAGAUGGUGUAGUUGAAGAAGAAGAUGCCGAUACUAGUGCCAAAGAUCCCCUCAAAAAAAACCAGAAAGCGCGGCAGCAAAAUCAAAAGGACGAUUUGCAUCUGCCGGAUGAUGGCGAGCAGCCAGAAGUUGAGGGAAAGGCAAAACCUUUGCGGCUGGUCUUCAAAAAGCUUCCGCCGAGGAAGAAGAAAGAGAAUGCAGAAACGGAUGCAGCUGCCAAGAAAAACAACGACGCUCCUGCACCUGCUUCAGCAUCUUCUUCUAUCGAAGAACAAGUAGAAGACGCUGUGGCCGCUGGACCACGAAAGGAGAUCUCGGAGUCUGAUCCGAAACCGAAUUGCAGCCCCGCAGCAGAUCUGUCUUCCAGUGUAAAAGACGACGACAAGCAUCAACAAGACCGUCCUGCCAUACAUGAUGCGGCGAAAAAGCGACACAAGCCCGCCGAGGAGGUUGCAGUGGUCGAGUCGCAGCUGGAAAAGACACAGCAGAAAAUGAAGGAAAAGCUGAAAAAGCGAAAGCUUGAGCAAGCUGCAAAACCAAAAGACGAUACCGCUUCUGCGUCCUGA